Chelmon rostratus (copperband butterflyfish) is the source of this 3708-nucleotide messenger RNA. It is a transcript of the gene acer3, whose product is annotated as alkaline ceramidase 3. The record is from RefSeq and is a predicted model, not a curated record. The transcript has 11 exons. NCBI's taxonomy places the organism in Eukaryota, Metazoa, Chordata, Actinopteri, Chaetodontiformes, Chaetodontidae. Gene Ontology annotation, biological process: ceramide metabolic process; phytosphingosine biosynthetic process. The coding region runs from base 338 to 1141 and encodes 267 amino acids. Gene Ontology annotation, cellular component: endoplasmic reticulum membrane.
ACUACCAUGAUGAAUCUCUCUACAUAACACCUUGUAAUUUUUGUAUGUAUAACUGUAAUGCAUGACCGGCUUUUAUCAUAUUUGAAGUUUUUAUAGGCUAAUUAAGAUUAUAAUUAUAUAGCUUUGUGCAACCAGUGCACCAAUAAUGACCUAUCAUAUUGAAUGUCGCCACAGGACAGAUAUAUCUAAACAUUUGAAAUAAUGUGAUGCAGAGUUACACUCCACCCAGCUGUGCCGGACUUUGUUCCUGCGCUCGCGCGGCGGAGGGCUGGAGCGGAGCUCGCGCUGUGAUGGGACUACAGAUCCGUUAGCACCCACAGCCUCCUCCUCUUCCAUCAUGGCUCCCUCGAUAGACAGGCACGGAUACUGGGGGCGGCCGACCUCAACGCUGGACUGGUGUGAAGAAAAUUAUGUCGUCUCUUUCUACAUCGCGGAAUUUUGGAACACUGUCAGCAACCUGAUUAUGAUUCUUCCUCCCAUUUGUGGGGCCAUCCAGACGUUUCGUGAUGGUCUCGAGUUUCGCUAUGUCUGCUCUUUCCUCGGACUGGCAGCUGUUGGUGUUGGUUCCUGGUGCUUCCACAUGACGCUGCUGUAUGAGAUGCAGUUACUGGAUGAGUUACCAAUGAUUUACAGUACAUGCGUCUUUGUCUACUGUCUAUAUGAAUGCUUCAAACAAGAGAACAGCAUCAGCUUAUUUUCUAUUGCAUUGUUAUUACUCUUCAGUGUCUCAGUCACUGUGGUAUACUUACAGUGGAAGGAGCCAGUCUUUCACCAGGUCAUGUAUGGUGCUCUAGUAGCUUGCCUAGUGAUGCGGUCCAUCUUCAUUGUGACAUGGGUGUACCCAUGGCUCAGACCGCUGGGCUACACCUCCUUAGGAAUCUUUAUGUUAGGGUUCCUGCUGUGGAACAUCGACAAUAUUUUCUGUGACACAUUAAGAGCCAGUAGACAUACACUUCCCCCUGGUGUUGGAGUAGCAACACAGUUCCAUGCCUGGUGGCACAUCUUCACAGGCCUUGGAUCCUACCUGCACAUACUUCUCAGCCUGCAGAUCAGGUCAACCUACCUCAAGUACAGACCAAAAGUAAAGUUUCUUUGUGGAGUUUGGCCCACGUUGCAAAUUGAACCACAGAAGACAAGCUGAAAUGAAGGGAUGGGGACCAACUUAAGGAUGGUGACUGCCAUAUACAGACACCAUCGGCAUAGGGACCUGCCAAUGCCCACUGCAGGGAACUCAGCCCACAGCUCGGGGGCAGAUGGACCCAAGGCACCACCCCAGGGACCCUUCGGUACUGCACUGUGGAGAAUUACUAAGUACAGUAUAGCACUGAGCCAGUUUUAAGAAAUGGAAGAUUUUUAUCAUUAAUCAUAAUUUAUUAGACUAGCUUCUCUGUAAUUAUAUUGAAGUGUAAUAAUUUUAUUUGUUCAUUCAUCGUGAAUGCAAAAAUGAUGUGUAGUCUACUGCAGUGGUAAAUGUUAAAGGAGUUAUGGAUGUUAUCUUAAUUAGGGUUUGGGAAAAGGGAUAACAGCGUCACUGAUUCAAAUUUAGCAUAUUAUUGCUGAAUGUUUGACUCUGUGGAUAUUUCAAUCUCCUAAGCCUAUAUUAAAUUUAUUUAAAUAGGCCCUCAAAUAAAAGUAGAACUAAGGCUUAAGUAUAGUUUAACAAUCAGCUGAGGGAGCUCCACUUACAACACAGUGUUGUUAUAUUCCUUUUCAAGGAGAAUUGUAUUGUUGUUGGAUGUGCUCACUAGAAAUGGGAUAGUACCUGCCAGCUAGAAAGUGAUACUGUGUUAGUCCAGCUCAGCUGUUGUAACUAGAACAUCCUUCUUCAUUUGCGUGGCCACAGGCUUCAUUUUUAUCAGAAAUUGUCUUAUCAAAACAUGCCAAGACUGGAAUUAUUCAUCUCUCUUUUGUUUUAAUCGCCAAAGUUGUCGUGUAAUGUGUGAAACAUGUUAAUCUUGUACCUCGUUCUAAUCAUGCAAGAGAUGCAAAGCCUAUAGGUUCGUUACACGACCUCAUUACACUAAAUUUUAAUGUUGCUUAGGACAGGGUUAAACAUUUUCCCAGGGAGGCAAAGCAAGUUGGACCACUUUCUACAUCUCAAGUUUCUGUGAAAGUGAUACUGCACACAAAUUUCUGCUGUCUGGACUAGAAUUUUACAGCCACCCCUCAAGCCCACAGGGUGUGUUAUGUUAAGAAACCCCAUUGCUGGGAUUUGACCAGCAUCUGGCAGGUCUGAUCAGCCAUCUCAAGCCAGUAUCUGUGACAAGACCGUUGUGAACAGUACCGCUAACUUUGAGGGUAGGUAGAGUUAAAAUGCUGAAACCCAGCUAAUGAAGUCAGCUAACAGAUUCAACCUGCUUCAGAGGAACAUUUGCUAUUUGUAAAUGCUAACAUUCAGUCAAAGGACCAAGAGAAUGAAUGGAACAUGUCUGAAUCAUUGCGUCUUCAUAAGCUUCAGUCAAUGAGGUACUACACCCAGUCAGUUCUGAGAAGGAUUUUGUCUCCUACUUCAUUACACUAAAUUUCCUUAAAACCUGUACUCAAGAGAACAGUAAUAAUGGCUGAGUAACCCGCCUGAUUAUUAGAAAAAUACUUGAUUUAAGUCAAUUGUAGACAUCCCUUUAUCUAUUGGUAUGUAAGACUUAAACAUGUCCCACAAUACCACAUUUUACUACAUUUUAUUUAUUAUGCUCUUAUUUAUCAGUCCCUUUUCUUUCAUUUAUUUAUGCCCUGACGUCACAGUGAAGAGUCAAAUGGCACAUAUACAUUAAGGGAAUACUCGUGGGAAGCAGUUUAUGAAACAACCACUAGGUGGCAUAACUUUCCAGCUUAAUUCAGACAUUGCCAAGCAUGCCAUAGUGCACUGAAGAACUACCUACCUACCUAUUGAAGGACAUUUGCCUCAGUUUACUUCUACUGGAUUUGUGGUUUGAAAUGAAGGGCUUUUCAUUCAUAAUGUUUGUUUUGCUACUGUGAAAUGAUGGACGUGAAAUGUUAACAAUAGAACCUGGAGCUUGAAGUAGUUGUGGUAAAUUAAAAACGCACAACAUUAGUGUUGUACAGAGAUAUUUGUAUCAGUGUGAUCUCCAAUACUGCUGUGUGCUGGAUUAUCUCCUUCCUGAGACACAUUCAUAUUUCAUUUCAUUUCAUUAUGCCCACAUGCUGUGUCUCUGACUCUCAUAUGCUUGGGUAUAAUGGCUUGAUCCCAGUGUUACAAACGGUCAUAAGCACAAUGUAUGAAAGAUAAGUAUUAACAUUGUUCAAAUGUCUGUGUGGAGUCUUCAGUGUGUGUCAUUAUCUUGAAAUCAGUGCUCAUCAGCGGAGGUGAGCAGCUGUCAAAGAGGGUGCCUUAUUGUAAUCCUUGCAGUGUAAUCCAAGUGGCCUUGAUGUUCAUGACAAACACGCCAUUCAAAUUGUCCUGUGUGUUGUACAGCGUGCCCUUUCCCCUCAUUAUAAGCAGUUAGAGCAUCAGAAGGACAAACAAUGACAGCGUUUAAUGCAAAGUCUGUGCCUGAUUCUUUGGCCUUCCAUUCAUUUCAUGUGUCCAAGAUCUUAGAGGUUGUUCUAAUGAUGAUAAGUGUAGCUGUAAAUGAUAGUACAUGUGAGUCGAGGCCAGAAGAGCAAACUCUGCCAGCGUGUUUGUUGAACUUCGGUCACGUGCCAGUCUUUAAUGAUGUCCUGUCUUGUCAAAUAAAUGAAAAUGUGUCA